AUGAAUAGUUCUGCAAAUUGCGUAAAAGCAUACGAAGCGGUAAUCAAAAUGGUUACACAUAGAUUCAACUCCAAAGCAGUCCGCAAUUACCAUCAGCCACAAGGUUUGAACAGGACUUUGACAACCCGCAAUGCAGCUAGAGUUAGGGGGAUGGUCCCCUCAAGAAGAGGGGGCGUGGGAUCAUAUAAGAGUUCAAGUAGCAAGCUAUUGAAUAAACUAGGUAGACAAAAGACGUGGAUAAAUGAGUUUGAACAUUUUAAUUCUUUGCAUGAGAUUGCAUAUUCCCCUAACAGUAUGUUGAGUAAUGAAAUCCAAAAAUAUUUAAAGACAUUGGAAAUAGACUACCAGUCCAUUUAUGAAAAAAGUACAAAGUUACUGGAUAAGAAACUGGAAGAUGUCGACAAGGAAUGGGUCGAGAAAAAUGGUUGUAUACCUGAUGUAUCAAAAGAUGAUGUGGAGAAAAAUAUAAGAAAGCAAUAUUUGGCAGAUAUACAGGACGUGAAAAACGAACAUAUACCUGUGAUGAAUUGCGAGCCUGGCAGCUCUCAGUUCAAAUAUCUUUGUAAAACUAUUGAAUUAUUAUCGUCCAACAAGACGAUUUGUUUUGCCAUUGAUGUAGAGGCAUUUGAAUUUGAUACAGAUAUUGUUACGGAGAUUGGCAUUUCCAUAUACGAUCCAAGAGAAAACAUUUAUUCUUUAACCCCGAUUAUAAGAAAUUAUCAUUUAAUUAUCGCUGAGGCGUUACCAUUAAGGAACAAAAAAUUUGUGUGCGACUUUAAAGACUGUUUUUUACUUGGGGAAAGUCUCGUAUUACCAUUGGAACAAUGUGUAGAGUUUAUUCAGUCGUUGAUUAAUUUCUAUAUGAAAUGUGAGACGGACCAAGAUACGACCUGGGAAAGAGCGUUUGUGGGUCAUGUUAUAGCGGGGGAUAUUAAGUGGCUAAAGAAAAUCGGGGUCCACGUACCUGAGCUGGAUAACGAACUUACUAAACCGGACGACUUAACGGAGAGCAAGGGAGUUAGAAAACAUGUUAAGAUGCUUGACACAGAGAAAAUUUAUAGCAUGUGUUAUGGUAAGAAGGGUAGCAGCUUAGGUAAACUACUAAGGCUGUUUCACUUACCACAUGCCUUUUUACAUAAUGCAGGUAACGAUGCAUACUAUACGUUGCUCUUGAUGCUAAAGUUAGGAGAUUAUAACUUUAGAAAGCAAAUAGGGGCUGAUGACUUAGAAACAAUGGGAUAUAGGAUAAGGGAAUGGUUUAAGCGUGAAAAGGAUGAACCAAAGAUUGUGCCAAUGUCAUACGUACUAAGUGUAAUGAAUGCUAACAACAGCAAACCAAAAGUGGAUGAUAAGACAAGAAAGAAGCCGAGGGAUCUUGUACCUCAAACGGAAUUUAGUGGAUCACAAUGGUUUCAAAAUGCACGCGCAGCGUUCAAAAGUACUCUUGUGUGA
Molecule: messenger RNA, 1452 nt
Organism: Saccharomyces paradoxus
Lineage: Eukaryota; Fungi; Ascomycota; Saccharomycetes; Saccharomycetales; Saccharomycetaceae
Exons: 1
Coding region: 1-1452 (483 amino acids)
Cellular component (GO): nucleus
Molecular function (GO): nucleic acid binding
Source: RefSeq, a predicted model, not a curated record